This is a messenger RNA of Urocitellus parryii (Arctic ground squirrel), 1902 nucleotides long. RefSeq names its product centromere protein L (gene Cenpl). NCBI's taxonomy places the organism in Eukaryota, Metazoa, Chordata, Mammalia, Rodentia, Sciuridae. The record is from RefSeq and is a predicted model, not a curated record.
ACUGUGAAGGGCGCUGAGAGCCGAGCUGCCGCUUCUGGCCGUGGGCUCUCAGAUCUGGCUUUACCCCAGGAGGGCUCGGGUGGAGAGCGAGUGGUCUCCUGUCUCUUGCCGACCCCCUCCGGCUAGGAGCGAGCGGCGGCCUCCUAGCUGGGCGCUUUGGCGUCCGGGGGAGCUCGCUCGCGGAGCGCCGGCGGCACUCGGGCCUCUCCCUCAGCUGUCAUUUUGGCGGCUUUUUCACUUCAGGAGGUUUCAGCCUCGACCAAGUUCCGGAGCCGGAUUGAAGAAUGACUCGUGCCCGCGGAAUGGGUGACAGCGUCAGCACUGCACUUUAUUGACCAUGGAUCCUUAUGUUGCAUCAGAAUCAACACCUGAAUUGACUCCUAGACAAAGUACAUCCUCAGGUCUUAAAGAUUACCUUAUAGGUGCCACCCCUCUGCAAAAAAGAUUGGAGUCAGUUAGGAAGCAGACUUCAUUUGUCCCAACCCCGCCUCAAAGGAAAAUUCCCCAGUGUUCACAAUUGCAGGAAGAUAUUGAUUCUCAGAAGGUUGCUUUCCUCCUGCAUAAACAAUGGACUUUAUAUAGUGUAACUCCCUUAUAUAAAUUCUCCUAUAAUAAUCUUAAAGAAUAUUCUAAACUUCUGAAUGCAUUUAUUGCUGCUGAAAAGCAAAAAGGACUCGCUGUGGAAGUGGGAGAAGACUUCAACAUUAAAGUGAUUUUCUCUACUCUCCUGGGAAUGAAAGGAACACAAAGGGAUCCCGAAGCAUUUCUUGUCCAAAUUUUGUCAAAAUCUCAAAUGCCAUCUGAGAACAGAGAAGGUAAAGUGUUAUGGACUGGUUGGUUCUGCUGUGUAUUUGGAGAUAAUCUCCUGGAGACUGUUUCACAAGAUUUCACUUGUCUACCCUUAUUCCUUGCAAACGGAGCAGAGUCUAAUACAGCCAUAAUUGGGACUUGGUUUCAGAAGACUUUUGACUGUUAUUUCAGUCCUUUAGCAAUCAGUGCAUUUAAUCUUUCCUGGAUGGCUGCUAUGUGGACUGCAUGUCAAAUGGACUGCUAUAUGGCUACUACUGAAUUUCUUUGGUCUGUUCCCUGUAGUCCUCAAAGUCUGGACAUUUCUUAUGCAAUUCAUCCAGAGGAUGCAAAAGCUCUGUGGGACAGUGUCCACAAAACACCUGGGGAAGUUACCCAGGAGGAAGUUGACUUAUUUAUGGACUGCCUUUAUUCACAUUUCCAUAGGCAUUUCAAAAUUCAUUUAUCAGCCACAAGAUUGGUCCGUGUUUCAACAUCUGUAGCUUCUGCACAUACUGAUGGAAAAGUAAAGAUUCUGUGUCAUAAAUACCUUAUUGGUGUGUUGGCAUAUUUGACAGAACUGGCAAUUUUUCAAAUUGAAUGAGUGAACAAUAAGUUAUGGAUCAUCUACUCUUUUCUCACUAAUUAUUUGGUUAGUUGCUAUGCUGAAAGGGUCUGCAAGAGAGGUGGGUAUGUAUCUCUGCCUCUUCUUUCCUCACAGUAGCUUUGGAGUUGCCCAGAUGAAAGCCAAGGAGGAUUUAGAACAAGGACUUGGCACUGGGUGAACCACAGCCACGCGCUUGUACUGGUCAUGAUGAUCUCAGAUGCCAAUGCCUAGGAGCAAUGCUGUGUUGUUAAUUUCUUGGUAUCUUUUUAAAAAAUGUUUUUCAUAUCAAACUUUUAGAAUUCAAAUGUGAUAUCUAAUAUUGGGUAUUUUUUAUUUAGAUCUUUAAAACCUUUAAUCCCUUUAAAGCAUUUUAGACUUGCAGUCAAAGAAUUUUCAUCUUCUAAAGACAUUUUGCUGGCAUUGUUUUGCUGUAGAGAACUGGCCAUCAAAAUCCUCUCAAAAAUUCUGGCUGGGUAUGAUGGCAUAUGCCUGUAAUCCCAGCAGCUUGG